Messenger RNA from Corythoichthys intestinalis (scribbled pipefish), 938 nucleotides. RefSeq names its product chromosome 5 C15orf61 homolog (gene c5h15orf61). The coding region runs from base 315 to 785 and encodes 156 amino acids. The record is from RefSeq and is a predicted model, not a curated record. Lineage: Eukaryota; Metazoa; Chordata; Actinopteri; Syngnathiformes; Syngnathidae. The transcript has 2 exons.
UGAAAGCACCUACUCACCGGUAUGUAACCGAUAAUUCAGGUCAGCUGUAAUGUUUGUUGCAUUUCAUUGAAAAACGUGUAUUAUAUAUUAGUACGGUUGCCUAAUUCAAGCUGAUGCCUCUGUAGAUGGAAUGUUUUUCAAAGGUGCUUGCGUCCUUUUUUGUCAGUGACAAAAGGAUCAUGUUUGCUAACGUUAGCUGAGCUAACUAGCGUCCUUUAGUUUUUAAAGAGGCAGUAGCCCAUUUAACCCGCUAGUCAUGAACAUCAUCUUCAGGUUCCUUUGGUAAGAUUUAAAGUAUCACAUGAGUACGAGUUAUGAAGGAGCUCUUGAGAAAAGUGCACCACGUCUUGGUAAAAAUCGCGUUUUUCCCGAGCACUUUGGGCAAAUCUGUGACUCUUCCCGCCGCCUCGGAGGUGCUCACCUGUCAUCUAGUUCAGCGAAAACUUCCACCGUGGACCUCUUACUGCGUCCGAUACUCUGCAGUCCACAAUGAUCAGUUUGGACUUUCCAACUUCAACUGGAGUGUUCAGGGUUCCAACUACCACAUUCUAAGAACAGGCUGCUUCCCUUUUAUAAAGUACCAUUGCACCAAAGCGCCCCCGCAGAACCUGGACUUCGAAGACAGGUUUUUCACCAUGCUCAAAGUUAUCAAUCUAGGUAUUCCCUGUUUAGCCUACGGAAUUGGUUGCUGGAUGGUUGUGGGUGCUGCCGAAACGGUCAAGACGAGCGUUGGUCCUGUCAAAGUCUAUUUUGCCUACAAAGAAGAAGAAGGUGCUCAAUAUUGAACCAAAGAACAAACAGUAUUUCAAUGCAAGACAAUAGUAUUAUUCAUAUUUACUAAUGGGAGGCUCCAGUGGGCAUAUAGGAGUGGAAUUCUGUAUCUCAAGUGGACAUUUUCUGUUGACUUAUUAAAGAUUUCAAGUUGGAAAGGAAGAGUC